AUGAAGCCUUCCCGCCCAUCAGCCCCUCACACAAGGCAUCAGGGAUUGCAGCGAGAAACAAGCCUCAGAGAACGGCACGGGGAAGAGGAGGAACGACCCAAGAACACCGCCACCUCACCCGCCCGUCUCCCUCAUCGCGCACACUGCACUGCAGAACCCGCCGCAGCCCACACCCCACUCCCACCUAUGCUGCGCGCCGCCCGCGCCUCCUUCCCGCUCAGCAGCGGGGCGGGGCUUCGCCCGGGACACGCCCCCACGGCCGGGCCGCACCUCGCCUUCUCAGGAGAUGCAUCUGGUUCGGAGUGGUACGGCGGUGGUGCUGUAGCCGGAGCUCUGCUUGGUGGCUAUCGGAAGAUUGUUAAAAGAGAGGUUACGUCUGGAGGCCACGCUGCUCGUACUUCAUACAGAAAACUACUGAAGGGGCUAUGAAAUCCUCCAUGAUUUACACUCCCUCUCAGUGCAUUAGGAUAUAGAUCUACUCGGCGCUAAAAAUACUGUGGAGUUUGUAACCGACGUGAAUAUAUGUGCGUUAUUUCAGAAAGUCUGUUAGAAAACUUGUCAACACGUUAUAAAGCAUAAACCAGGGCUCGGCCAUUAAAGGCGGAGAUCAGACACAGAAGCACACCGCAGGAAGCGCCGAGAAAAGUCCCCCAUUCAAAACACUGCUGGCCGCGAGCUGACACCCGGCGCGCACCGAAGGGCUCGGGGGAGCCGCGCUCCAUCGUUGUGGGGCACGGACGGGGCUGCGCGCCCUGGGCUACGGCGAAUAAUGGUCGCGGCGUCAGGAUUUAUCGCCUGGCAAAAGCCGCGUCAGGGCUUGUAAAUACAGUUAUUUGUGUCCACGGCUGCUCGUUAAACAGCCUCGCUCCUUCCACGAAAACACAGCAAAAUAAAAACCCACCUGCUUUAAUAAAGCCCGUGGAUACGGCGCUCCAAGAACGCCUCCCGACGCCUUUUCUCGGUCUGCUGUCGCCCUCUCGUCACAUGACAACGGCAGCGCGGGGGGCGGCGGGCAGUGCGCGUUAUUGUGAUCAAUGCCGACAGCAGCGCCCGUCCGGCCGAGGGGAGCGCUGAGCUGAGGUACGGCUCCGCUUCGCCCGCGCAGUUACUCCGUGCCAGCAUUGAGGGCACACUGCCGGCAGGACUCGCUCGCUGCCGUUCCCGAGAGCAUCCGUACAAUCAGCUGUCGAGUGCGUCUCACGGUGCGGCAGGGGCAGCCACCGCUGGAAUCUCAGCCGCGGUGCAGCGAGACGGCGGGCUGAGGUAUAACUAAGUGAUAAACUCGCUGCGAGUUUUUAAAGAAAACCGAUGGAACGCUGCCUGGUAUUUAUCAGAACCGGCCCCGGCCAGGUAUGCCGCCGUACGUGGGCUUCGGAGAGCGCACGGCUGCGUAAUGACUCGUAAUUAUUCAGAGCACUGUUAAAUGCGAACUGCAGAACGUUUCGGAGGUAAUAAAGUAAUUACUUC
Gallus gallus (chicken) is the source of this 1467-nucleotide messenger RNA. RefSeq lists its product as uncharacterized. The record is from RefSeq and is a predicted model, not a curated record. NCBI's taxonomy places the organism in Eukaryota, Metazoa, Chordata, Aves, Galliformes, Phasianidae. Bases 1 to 429 code for a protein of 142 amino acids. The transcript has 2 exons.